GGGUAUUUAUAAAUAAAUAAAACAAAAUAAAAUACCAAAAAUUAAGCGUUUUCUUGGUUCACACGACAGAAGCUCCCCCGACCCAACGGACACCAAUAUUUAGAAGAUUAGAUAUUUCGCUUUAAAUUCGAAACACGCACAGAAGGUUAAAUACUUAUUUUGGCUUCUUUGGAAGAUUGAGAGAGAGAGAGAGAGAAAUAGCGAAGCUCUGGAUUCCGACUCUUCCCGUCCUUGGCGACGGUGCCGAUGCCGUUUGGUUUUCUGAUUGCACCGGACUUGGAUUUAAAGGGAUUUAGUUUCCUUUUCAAGACAUGGAACAAGUGUGUUUCUGGUCAAAUUGCUACCUUUUCCGGGUGUUUUCAUUCCAAGAAGUACUCGACUGGCGGUUUCUCGUCCAUGGAGAUUUUCUUUUGGUUUCCUUUGUCAAUUGCACUUAGUGCCCAGUCUCUUUUUAAUACUCAACACAGAAGGCGUAAUGCAAGUUUUUUCUGAGAUAGGUGUUGAAUCAUUAGCACACUUCUGCAAUGCAUUUCUGAUACAGAAUCCAGUCAAAGAUUUUGGAAAAACGCCUUCCAGGGCUUAACUCACGCUGUAGAAAGUUGAAAGUUGCUUGCUAAGCAUUAUCAGCUCUAGUCCUUAGUUAAUUUUCUGUUGUUGCUCUUGAUGGGUGCUGGUUGGUGAUGAGAUGUUGGUUUACUUAGCAUUUUGCAACAGUUUCUAUUGUUAAGUGCAAUUAAACUUGUGAACCUAGUGUAUCUUGAGCUUGGGAUCCUUCCUGUUGGCUGGAGCAAUUAUUCUGUUCAGUUUGUUUCAGUAUGUUUUGUGGAGCUCAUCUGUUCCAUCUGUUGGUACCCUGUUUUCGUCUUGAAGCUGUGGGAUUAGUACCAAAUAAGGCUGUGAAGCCCGUCCAACUUAAAAAUUCUGGUUUUAUGUUUUUGCAUGUUGCCAGAGGAAAUUAAUGGUGGAUUUAGCUUUCCAGCAAGGCAGUUUGUUUAUGUUUGAUAGUUUUUAAUAUAAGCAGUCUUCUACUGAAGAUAAAUGUCACAUAUCUAUCGUUGGUUCUCAUACAUUUCUUGAAUAAAGAAAGGGCAACUUUUUGUUCCGUGAGAAAAUGGAGAGGUACAAGUUAAUUAAGGAAGUUGGUGAUGGAACGUUUGGUAGCGUGUGGCGAGCUAUUAAUAAGCUGUCUGGUGAAGUUGUUGCAAUUAAGAAAAUGAAGAAGAAAUAUUACUCAUGGGAAGAGUGUGUGAAUCUAAGAGAAGUCAAGUCACUGCGGAGAAUGAAUCAUCCCAAUAUUGUGAAGCUUAAGGAGGUCAUCAGGGAAAAUGACAUUCUAUACUUUGUGUUUGAAUAUAUGGAAUUCAACCUUUACCAACUUAUGAAACAUAGGGAAAAGCUUUUUUCAGAAGUUGAAAUCAGAAACUGGUGCUUCCAAGUCUUUCAAGGUCUUGCAUAUAUGCACCAGCGCGGAUAUUUUCAUCGUGACCUAAAGCCAGAGAAUUUGUUGGUUACUAAAGAUAUAAUCAAAAUAGCUGAUUUUGGUCUUGCACGAGAAAUAAGUUCACAUCCACCAUAUACGGAGUAUGUCUCAACACGGUGGUAUCGUGCCCCUGAAGUUCUUCUUCAAUCAUACCUAUAUACUUUGAAAGUUGAUAUGUGGGCAAUGGGUGCAAUCAUGGCUGAGUUGUUCACCUUACAUCCUCUUUUUCCUGGCACCAGUGAAGCAGAUGAAAUCUACAAAAUUUGUGGUGUAAUAGGGACUCCAACUAAGGAUUCAUGGCCUGAUGGUCUUAAUCUUGCAAGAACUAUAAACUACCAAUUCCCCCCACAGUUCGCUGGUGUGCAUCUGUCUGUGUUGAUACCAUCAGCAACUGAGGAUGCAAUCAACCUUAUCACAUCUCUCUGUUCAUGGGAUCCUUGCAAAAGGCCAACUGCUGCCGAGGCCCUUCAGCAUCCGUUCUUUCAGAGUUGUUUUUAUGUUCCACCCUCUCUUCGUCCAGGAGCAGCUGUUUGUAGAACCCCUCCUUCUGUUGGGGUAAGAGGAACAUUGGAACAGCAAUCAGCUAGGAGGUAUUCUGGGGUUCUACCUAAUGCAAAGCUGACUGGCAAUCUUUCUGCUCUGAAAUCAAAUGCAUCUUUGGGCACAGGUGUGCAACGCAAGUUGGAGAUGGUUAAGCAGGAUCUAAAUAAGAAUAAUAAAUCCUUGAAAAACUCUGCCAAACAACCAAGGUAUCGGCCACCAGGAAGAAAGAGUCCAACAUCAAUCAACAAGGAUAGAAAUGGUCGUGGUGCUUCGGACGUAGCGGAGAAGUUGGCAAACGUGACAAUUGGAAAUCGCAGGCAGUAUGUUGGGCAGUUAAGGCCGCCACCAAUGAAGGCUGGGGUACAAUGGACUGCGGAAUCUAAUGACAUGUUUCUUAGACCAACCCAACAGAUACAGUCUGGUAGAAGUUUUACCAGAAAAGUAGCGGGAUGAUAUGGCCCAUCCUGAUGGUUUUUUAAUAAUAUAAUUAAUGCAUUCCCAUUGUAUAUGGAAUCAAGGAGUCCAAAAAUCAAAAUGAGUGCUUUGGUAUGUCUGUCCUGUUUGAGUGUUUCCUAGCAAUAACCAUAAUAUAAUACUUUGUUUUCUGUUAACAACUAAAA
Durio zibethinus is the source of this 2643-nucleotide messenger RNA. RefSeq names its product cyclin-dependent kinase F-4-like. NCBI's taxonomy places the organism in Eukaryota, Viridiplantae, Streptophyta, Magnoliopsida, Malvales, Malvaceae. The record is from RefSeq and is a predicted model, not a curated record. Gene Ontology annotation, biological process: protein phosphorylation. Gene Ontology annotation, molecular function: ATP binding; protein kinase activity.